AUGACGUCCCACCGACGAGGACCCAAUGACACCUCCAUCGAAGACUGGUGCGUCACUCUACACAUUCCUCUUGACAGCUACGACCAGGCUCACCGACUGCGUCUGAUGGACCACAUCACCACUGCUUUUCCAGACGUUACGAUCGAGGACUGGUGCGCAGCUCUUCUCAUUCCGUUCAAAGGCUUCCGGAACGAUCUGAGGCCCCAGUACAUUGGCCAAAGAAUUCACGCAGCUGCCAUAUUGCGAGCGGAGCCUCAGUGGCCUGACCAAUUUGACGCAGCUUUCAUCAAGCAGUGGGCUCGCCAGCACCCGGAAGAUUGGGAACGACACUUGCGCGCCUGGCUGCCAACGUCGAAACUCCACGCCUCCCGCGCUGACGCCCCUGUCAGUAUCACAGCCUGGUGUGUAGCGCUCGGCAUACCUUUCGACAUGCAACUCUGCGCCGCUCAACUACACGAAUGCAUCGAAAAGAUCGUUCAUCAGGUCCACCUGCUGCUGCGCAUCCCAAUUUGGGAGCAACCUCUCCGUUUCGCUGCCGUCGUGCACUGGGCUAAGCGACAUCCAGACGUCUGGCCUUCGCUACUCCGUGGCGUUGCGCUCGACCCCGCCCUCGACGCGCGGUGCCGCGCCUAUGACAUUGGCUCCGCCGAUCUACGAAGACAUCGUCGGCAACGUGCGAAUCAGAUCCUCGCAGACUCGGAGCUCUACGCGACCCUGCCGGUUACCGCGGACGACUUGGACAUUUUACGCACUGGCCACUACGACGCUCUACUCGACGAGGUCUACGGCACUAGCGUCGCGCACCCUCGGGCCACAGAUUCCGAAGGUAUUGGCUGCCGCUGGAUACUGGACACCAUGACUAUCCCUGUCUCCACGGACGGUGGCCCUGGCCUACGCCCCGACUACGCGCUGCAGCCUGACUCCGACGGCCGCAUCCCCUGCAUGCCCGCGUGCCUCAGCUGCAGACUCGACCUCUCCCGGAACUCGGCCGCCCCCCUUCGGCGCGCUCUCGCUAACGACAACCUCAUUUUGCGAGAACCUGUCGCAUUCCGGAAGAAUGGUGCGAAGCUCUCCCCCAUGACGUUCGCCAUGUUCGCCCUCGCCCGCAUGCUCUCUCGGACAAUAAUCGCCGAGAAGACAGAGAAGGACGGGAGAGACAUGGAAUAUCCAAGCGUCAGACCGACGCCCAACGUCGAGCCCGACACCGCACCGCCGCCUGCAAACAAGCACCCCCUGCCCCCAGAGACCGCCGACGCCCUCGGCCGCGACUCUGGCGACGUUAACCUCCACUGCGCCGCCGCCGACAUCUCUACGGGCGCCCUGGAAGCUGACCGAGCGGCUUGCGAGUUCGCUGCCGAGCUCGAGCUCCUGUCUUCAAAAUGUGCCACAGAUGCUCCCGCCACCGACGUCACCAUCGACACUGAGUCUCUACAGGCCUUGGCAAAAUACUUGAAAACUGACGAAUACCGCAAGCAGUUGGACAGCGCUUUGAAGGCCGUGGACGCGGCAGAAAGCCGAGAGCCUGCUGCCCGGACACAGCCGAAGCGCGAUCAACUCUGCAACGUUGGCAGCGCGCUGCAAUCGAAGACGUCGAGGUGGCAGCGCGAGGACAAGUUCGACGGCGACCUCGAGGGCGACCGAAACGUGGUCAUCUUUGAGGUGCAGGGCGAGUGGUCAGAGAGCGCCACUACUUGGUCCAGCCGGCCCAGCUAUCAGGAGCAGCGCCAGACCGUCACUGGUGUUCCACUGUCUCAAUGCAGCACCCACGAUGGCUCCGACGAGCAGCCCGACCUCGUCCCCGACGCCCAGUCCGACGAGCAGCCCGACAAGCAGCCCGACAUCCAGUCCGACCACGCCCCCGACGCGGAGGACGAGCUCGCCGAGUGGCAGCGCGGCGCCGCGGACGCUGGGCGUAGCUGGCACUGCAUCGAGGAAGACGACGGGACGCCGCUCAUGCCCAUGGAGGUUCUCAAGGCAGAGGUGCGGGAGGCCGUCGACGAGCGCAAGGCCGCGGAGCGCGCCGCCGCGGAGGCGCAGGCGCGCGAGCGGGCCACGCUGGGGGAGCUGCGGGCCGAGGCGCUGUCGCUCCACGCGCGCCGUUUGGAAGAGGAGGCCGUGGCCCUCGAGGCGUGCGCGGAGCGCUCGUGCCUGGCGGCGGCCCACGAGGAGAAGCAGGCGGAGGCCGAGGAGCGCGUCGGGAGCGAGCUGCAGAGCGAGUCGGAGGCGAUUCGUCGCCGCACCAAGGCGCUGCAGAAGACGGCGCGCGCCUCGCAGCUCGCGGCGCGGAAGGCAAGCGAAGCGGCAACGCGUGCCAAGGACGAGACGAGCCGUAUCAACGAGCAGUUGGCUGCUACGACUGCGGAGUGUCAGGCUCUGACCAAGCAGACGGCAUGGUACGACGUUUUUACGUGGGUUGCGCUCGCACUUUGCGUGAUGCUUUGCGCCAUGUUGUUCCGCAGCCCUUGA
Molecule: messenger RNA, 2466 nt
Organism: Prorocentrum cordatum
Lineage: Eukaryota; Dinophyceae; Prorocentrales; Prorocentraceae
Source: the annotation of a GenBank genome assembly